AUGGUGGCAAUCCAUGUCCACAUUGUUUUUGCUUUACCUUGUACUUUUCUUGAUUCUUGGCUGUUGCAGUUUGUUGGGUUCACUUUGUUGAGAUCUAAGUGGGGUAAUGCUAAUGCCAGUUUCUUUAGUAAUUGUUUUUUGAUUUGUCUUAGAAUAGUUGUGGAUCUAUCAAUGGGGCUAGAUAUGGAGUUUGAAUUUGAGAAAAAAAGCACCUCGGAUCUGAGUCCCAACACUGUUCUUCCUUGUCGAAAGUUUUCUGAUGUCGGAAAGAGAAGAACAAACGGCAAACCUCCACGUAAAGAUGAUCUAUUGACCGCAAAGGAAGACUUCAAAGAGAUAAACUUUCGUCGUUUUCGUAGUUCCUCUUGUAAUAUUCCAUCUAGACAUGGUGGUCUAGAAGGUAAUGUUGUGUUGAAGAGAGGUUCGAUUUAUCAAAGCUCUAGGGAGGUAACUAAAAUGAAGAAAAUGGGCGUUGAUGAGGGAAGAAGAAAACUUGAAGUUUCGCGGGAUAGUAAUACCAGCUGUUCCUUUAGCAUUGUUGACUCCUUGUGUAGUUCAGAUGAAGAGAACACACAGAAGCGAUCAUCUACUAGGAAGUCUUGCAUAGAACCAUGCUCAUCAAGUGGUUUUAUUGAAAUCUGUCCCAAUUUAGACAAGAGAGAAAGGCAAUCUGCUGGAACGGUUAGAAGUGACUCUGUUAAGGUCCCAACCUUCAGAAAUGAGCAAGUUUGUGGUCCUACAAGUGACGCUAACGAUCUUCAUGAAAAUGAUAUCGCGUUGACAUUCCAUAAAUCACAUUCUGUUAAGGUAGAAAUGCUGCAUUCACCAUCUCCUUCGGAAAGUGAUUGCUCUUCCAGAGCCAGCUCAAAGUCUCGGUUUAGCCCAAUCAAAAAGAUGUUUGAUCCAAUUAUGAAAUCAAAGUCUUUACGGAGUCCUUUGGGUUAUAUAGCAGAGCCUGUUGAUCUCAAGAACAAUGAAAUGUCACACCUGAGAAAGAAACAGAUAUCGAGAAAAUCUUCGUUGCGCGACUUCUCACACACAGCUGCAAAAUCUGAUAAAUUUUCUUCACUUGUUCGGAAAGAUAACCAUCAUUCAACAGUGGCAUGUUCACCGGUUCACUUACAUGGUCGUCUCAAGGUGGAAAUUAAACAGGGAGCGCCACAUUUUGAGUUCUCAUUGGAUUCCCCUGAAGAAGUUUUUAUUGCUAAAACAUGGAAAGCAAAUAAUUCUUUUAAUUGGGUUUACACAUUUCACUCAAUUUGCAGUAGAAAGAAGAGUAACGCCAGCGGCUGGGGGUUGACUGAUGGCAAUAAGGAAUCCUUGGUAGUGGGACAAAUGCAAGUUUCAUGCUAUUUAUGCUCAGAAUUGAAAGAUGGUGGGGCUCUUGAUAACUCUAUGGUGGCAGAAUUUGUGUUGUAUGAUAUAGCACAUGCAAGGCAAAGUGUUUCUACACAAGAUUCGCUUGACAUUAUUGAAUCUCCUAAUGAUUCUAAACCAGGCUCUUUAAGUGAAACUCAUAAGUUGGAUAACGGUUCUGAACCAAAGAAACUUAAAAAUCUAUCAAGACGUGCCUGUGAUAGUGCUGACGCCGAUUCUACGAAUUCAUACCCGUGGCCAUCUGCAAUCUUACAUUCAGACCUUGAAAUAGCAGCUAUUGUUAUUCAACUCCCAUUUGCAAAGAGAGAAAGCUUGAAGUACAAAAGAGGAGAUAAACCUAGUGAUAAAGCACAUGUGAAUCUACUCAGCCAUUCUAUGGUCGAGCAAAGGAGAAAAGGUUUCUCAGAUAGAGAAAGUGUGGAAAAGUUGAAGGUGGUGAUUCCUGCUGGAAAUCACGGGUUGCCACUUGACGAAAGUCAGGGCGCUUCAUCAUUGCUUGAUAGGUGGAGAUUAGGCGGAGUCUGCGAUUGCGGUGGAUGGGAUAUGGGAUGUCCACUUACUGUUUUUGGAAGUCCGAACAUCAAUUGUGCUGAAGAGGAAACACUCAUAAAUAAUCAUCAGCCUCUGGAGCUUUUUGUUCAGGGAACAAAACAGAAAAUUCCAGCACUGACAAUGACUGCUAUUGAAGAAGGAACAUAUGCAGUUGAUUUCCAUGCACAGCUAUCAACUUUACAAGCAUUUUCCAUAUGUGUUGCUGUACUACACGGUGCUGAAGCUUCCGAUGCCACUGGGGAAGAGAAGUGCAGGCAGUUGCCGCAUUGCAGUUCACUGAAAAUGCUUAUCGAGGAGGAAGUACAAUUCUUAAUUGAAGCAGUCACCAAGGAAGAGAAGAAGAAAGUCCCUAAAAAGACAGAACAGAUCAAGCAGUCUUAUGUGGUUAACCCUCCUUUUUCUCCAAUCGCUCGUGUAUAGAGUCGAACCAGAUGUCUAAGUGCAAGACAACACUUACCGAGAAACGCAGAUCGAGGUUUGAUGAAUGAACUGCUAAGAAUUGUUUGUGCAUUGGUAGAGUUAUAAAAUCCUAUACAGCCUUUGAUGAGGAUGAUUGCAUAAAAAGGUGACAAGUUUCUUAGAUGUAAAAGUAUUCAAUUCUAGAAUUAGGAUAGAAUAGAAACUCAUACUGUUCAUAUUGUUACUUGAUAGCAAAGGUACCAUUUUAAGUUCUGAGAGAUAGGAGUCUUCUUAAUACAUUUUUGUAAUAGAAUGGGUAUAUGGUGGAGACUAAAGGGUAGUAGACUAUGGAAAUGGUGGCUAGAAGCUCUUGUUAGUAGUUUUUUCGUGUAUCUUCAAAAUAAUAAUAAAGGAGUUUUAUCUUUUGUCAGGCA
Molecule: messenger RNA, 2762 nt
Organism: Mercurialis annua (annual mercury)
Lineage: Eukaryota; Viridiplantae; Streptophyta; Magnoliopsida; Malpighiales; Euphorbiaceae
Exons: 5
Coding region: 1-2349 (782 amino acids)
Source: RefSeq, a predicted model, not a curated record